Messenger RNA from Megalopta genalis, 9419 nucleotides. RefSeq names its product sodium channel protein 60E. Gene Ontology annotation, biological process: neuronal action potential; sodium ion transmembrane transport; membrane depolarization during action potential. The record is from RefSeq and is a predicted model, not a curated record. Gene Ontology annotation, cellular component: plasma membrane; voltage-gated sodium channel complex. Gene Ontology annotation, molecular function: voltage-gated sodium channel activity. Lineage: Eukaryota; Metazoa; Arthropoda; Insecta; Hymenoptera; Halictidae.
GUGCCACUUUCUCCCCCGCGUCUCCGCUCGGACACGCUCGCGCGCUCCCCCUUUGUACUCGUCACUGUGUCAGCCCGCCCGCGCCCCUCCCCGCGGCCGUAUUCAUCGGCACGACGACGUUGUCAUCUCAUCGUCCGAGUAGUAUCGGGCACACGUUUCGCCCAGCGGUCCUCGGCUAGAACAGGUGGUGUCUGUGUGUGUGCGUGCGUGGCGAGUGACGGAACCGAGAGUAAAACCCCUAGAACCGAGAAAGAGAGAGCGAGAGAGAGAGAGAGAGGAAAGAUAGAGAUAGAAAUAGCAAAAGAAAGAGAGAGAGAGAGAGAGAGAGAGAGAGACAGAAAGGAAGAGAGAAAAAGAGAGUCAACCCAAAGAAUUAUUCCCCGUGCGAAACAACCCCGUUUCGAACGAGCCCCUGCGUGCCCGUGUCAGUGUGCACGAUGAGAAUCGCCGUAGGAUCGCGUGUCGCCGAAACAACGCAGGAGUCGUCGCAAGACAGGCCGGACUAGGCCCCUGGCGAUCCACCACCGUCUCGACACCGGAGGCGGAACGCGCGUCGCGUCGCAGCGGCGUCAUCGACGAGAAAAGCCGAGAGAGCCUAUAUACCGUGCCCGCGCGACACACAUUCGGCCGCGCUCAGUCGAUAGCUCGGAAACACCGCAUCAUCCCGUUCUUCGGAAAUUUCGAGGUAGCCCUCGGGAGACGGCGACGGGGUAUACGAUGUCUAGGCUGAGACGAUCGUCCCCGGGGCUCCGUUUGCGGCCUGGGGAGCAACAUCAGAAGAAGCAGCAGCACCAGCAGCAGCAGCAGCAACAGCAGCAGCAACAGCAGCUGGCGGAGGGCGCGGGUCCCGCGGGCCCAGUCGCGUGAGUCCCGCCGAUGCUCGGGCCGCAGACCUUCGAUGAGCCGAGGACCCACAGAUCCCAAUGAUACCUUCGCAAGGAGGCGGCCGCGAGGGAUGCUCUCCGGGCGACGGCUCCGAGGACAAUGGCUUCGCUAAUCGGCCUCGAGUGGCGGGCCUGUACGCGAGCCGCCUCUCCAGAGAAGAGCAGCUCGUUCACAGGGGUGCUCGAUCGCCCCGCGACGUCGGCAGCCAGCGGAGCUUGAACCUGCCGGCAGCGGCCGUCGCCGAGGAGUUCGAGCUUUCCGACCGGCAACGGAUCGGCCUCUCGCGGACGCCCCAGCCGACGAGAAGAGGGGAGCCUGCCGGGGCCAGGUACGAGUUCGCUAGACGGGACGGAUCCCAGCGGACCAGGGACCAGUGGAGCGAGCCGUUCGCCCCUGGCGACAGGCAACCAUGGGGCGCCGAUGCGCCGCCGUCCUGCGGCAGGAAGGCGUCCGCCUCGAUCCUUAUCUCGCCGGCCAGCGAAACCGGCGCCAAUCAAGAUGGUGACAAGGCCUCGCCGCCGGGGUUCUCGGGCCUCAGUCCCCCCGAAUACCCGGGCCACGAAUCCGACGGCUGCGAAACACCCUCCCCAAUAUUCGCCAGCUACCCGCUGGCUUCCUACGCCGAGGAAACCCGUCGCGGAUUCGCCGCUCACGACGACAGCCGACCGACCGACGAGAGAGCACCGCCGGUUGCCGACGCCAGGCGCAUUACCCCCUCCAGGGACCCGGCGGACCCCGUCGCGAUCGCGGAGAGGGGGGAGACUACCAGAGCCAGGGACGUAGCGAGGCUCAGGCCCCCCUUGACCGCGGUCGCGGGCACCUCGGCCGAUUCGGGCACCGGUGAUUCCGGCAGUGCCGAGAUUCAAGUCGAUCCGCUCGGCACGCCACGUGCUAAUGUCAACGGAGAAUUACCCGAGCCCGGCAGAGGUACUGGCAACGACAAUGGCGGCAAAAGCGUGAAAACGCCGACCGGCGGCAAGCAAACUGUGAAACUGUUCACCAAAGAGAGCCUGGAUAGGCUGGAGAACAGGACUGUGCAGCUUGUUAGGGACUAUGGAUUCCAACCGAAGAGGCGGAUGUCCGUUGAAGACGGCGCGGUGCUUCCAAACAAAUUCGAACCGUUCCCCACCGAGCUCUACGGCAGGCCGCUCGAGGAGAUCGACAACUUUAUAUACGACGAGACGUUUUGCGUGGUCUCGAAGAGAUUUCGUAAGAACUACAUCCAUAGGUUCACAGCGACGAACAGCUGGUUCAUAUUCUCACCGUGGAAUCCUAUAAGACGGUAUUGUAUCUUCCUAAGUACGAAUCAGUACUUCGAUUACAUGGUCAUGGCUACGAUAAUAUUAAAUUGUGCCUUCCUCGCCAUGACGGAAACCAUCGAGGAAGCAGAAUAUAUAUUCCUAGCUAUAUACACAGCCGAAAUGGUGAUCAAAUCGAUAGCAAAGGGAUUCGCGCUGAAUAAGUACACGUACCUGCGGAAUCCGUGGAACUGGCUGGAUUUCGUGGUAAUCACCAGCGGGUACGCCACCAUAGGCAUGGAGGUGGGCAACCUGGCUGGCCUAAGGACAUUCCGGGUGCUCAGGGCGCUGAAGACCGUUUCAAUUAUGCCUGGUUUAAAGACCAUCAUCAACGCGUUACUACAUAGUUUUAAGCAGCUGGCCGAGGUCAUGACGCUCACUAUCUUCUGCCUGAUGGUAUUCGCGUUGUUCGCGCUGCAAGUUUAUAUGGGGGAGCUCCGCAACAAAUGUGUAAAGACCAUCGAGUUGAAUAACACGCAGAUCGACUGGAACGAGUGGACUUGGAACUCGUCCAACUGGGCAUUCAACGAGGCCGAGGAGCCGAUAAUUUGCGGCAACGCGACCGGCGCCAGACACUGCAACGAGAGCUACAUCUGCCUUUGCGUUGGCCCGAAUCCAAACCACGGCUACACGAACUUCGAUAAUUUCCUAUGGUCCAUGCUCACCACGUUUCAGCUAAUUACUCUGGAUUACUGGGAAGAUGUCUACAAUAAGGUGUUGUCGGCGUGCGGACCUAUCAGCGUCUCGUUCUUCACGGUGGUCGUGUUUUUUGGCUCGUUUUACUUAAUUAACUUGAUGCUCGCUGUUGUCGCACUGAGUUACGAGGAGGAAGCUGAAAUUACAAACGAGGAACGAAGAAAAGAUUUAACCGACCAUCGCGAGGACUCGACGUUUAGUUUCGACCCGACAAAAAUCAACGUGAAGACGCUUGCCAAGGAGAAACAGAAAAAGUUGGAUGCCAGAAAAGGCGUUCUGUUAAGCAGCUAUACGCGAAAAAAGACGAGAAGAAGAAGACGUGGAAGAAGCAAUGCUGGCACUGGCGUUGCCGGGCAAGAGAAAUCUGGUUCUAUAAUAAGCAGAUCGGUGACACCAAGCCCGAGUCCAAGUCCGAGACAUUCCAGCGUUCGACCGUCCCACCUGCUCUUGCAGAAUGUCAGCCCGCGGACGGCGGAGAACAGCACGGUCCACAGGCUAGCCCCGAACCGGGGGAUGCUGCACUCGAGGCAGGCUAGCAACAACAGCAACCAGCAGUCGUCGUUGGACGACUCAGGGGUGGUCGACGACCAUGACGCCGACGACGUCACGUCGGUGGAGGAGCACGACAGGCGUGACCAUAGGGAGAGGGCCGAGUGGCAGGACAAGGGGGCCAGCAACAGCAACGCCGAUGUGAACGUCGAGCACGAGCAUGGCCGAUCUAGAGGACGGAUCGACAACGACACCGAGGCCGACGCUGAGAGCGAACGAGAUAAACCACUGCCGACCCGUUCCGGAUACCUACGAGCUGCCACGAACGUUCCCGGCGGUCCCGGGACCACUAGAGAGAUCAAGGUGUUCAAAUGUAACGGCGUCAAAACGAAAAAGCAGAUGUACACCUUCCCGCCCGGAUAUCUGUCGCAUAUUGUUAUACUAGAUGAUCUUCCGGAUCGAAACUGCGAGAAGUGCAUACAGUGCUGCGUCGAUUAUGAAGGCUGGCUACGAUUUCAGAACUGCCUGUACAAGGUAGUGAGAGACCCGCUGUUCGAGCUGACGAUCACACUGUGCAUCGUGCUGAACACCGGUUUCCUGGCGAUGGAGCACCACGGGAUGAGCGAGUCGAUCCGGCAGGCUCUAAACAUCGGUAAUAAAGUGUUUACCAGUAUCUUCACCUUCGAAUGCUUGCUGAAGCUGUUGGCGCUGAGCAAAGACUUCUUCACCAACGGUUGGAACAAUUUCGACUUGAUAAUAGUGUCAGCGUCUCUGAUAGAUCUGACCUUCGAGCUGGUAGACGGCCUCUCCGUGAUACGGGGAUUAAGGCUAUUACGAGUCUUAAAGCUGGCGCAGUCCUGGACGACGAUGAAGGUGCUCCUGAGCAUAAUCAUCUCGACGAUCGGCGCCCUCGGUAAUCUGACCUUGGUCCUGGUGAUCGUGAUAUACAUAUUCGCCGUGAUCGGCAUGCAACUGUUCAGCAAAGACUACACGCUGGACAAGUUCCAUCCCGACCCGGUGCCGCGGUGGAACUUCAACGAUUUCUUCCACUCGUUCAUGAUGAUCUUCCGCAUACUAUGCGGCGAGUGGAUCGAGCCUCUGUGGGACUGCAUGCGUGCCGAGCAGGAGGACGGGCCAGGCGCCUGUUUCGCCAUCUUCCUGCCUGCGUUGGUGAUGGGCAAUUUCAUGGUGCUCAACCUCUUCUUGGCGUUGUUGCUCAACAGCUUCAACUCGGAGGAGUUGAAACAGAAGAAGGAGGAGGUCGGCGAGGACUCGAAACUGGCCAGGUCGUUCGACCGGCUGCGCUCGAUCAUCAGAAAGAAGAAGUGCUCGAGGAUGGGCCAGGGCAAGGGGAAAGGCAAGGACCCCAGGCUAGAGAAGAUCGUGCGCCAGGUGAUGGACAGAUCCGACAGCGAGACCAAGUACGCCAUUCAGGAGACGGUGCUCAGCCUGCCGAAGGACAACGUGUACAACAGAUCUUACCAGGAGAGCUUGAACCAACCGGUGUUCACCUACGAUCCCAUGUACGGCCAGCAGGAGCACAAGCAGGAGUGGGAAGAGCAAGAAGAGGGCAAGGACGAUGAGUCGCACUGCGAGGAGGUCGGCGAUGAAGAGAAGCAGCCCGAGACAAAAGAGGAGAACACGGAGAAGGCCAAAGAUGAGGAUCAGGCGAAGUACUCGUCGGGCAAAACGUCAGAGGAGAGGACGGCUAUGUUACAUCAGGAAGAGACCACCACUAAGCGGGAGGAACGGGUACCCAAACGACCAUGGCACGCAUUGGUCAGCUAUGUUGACGAACUGACGGUCGGAGGGAGGAGGGACAGCAAAGGGAAAUAUUUAGAUGGUUUGGGCUCCUUCCCAGGGUUCGGCAGGCACAACCGCAGAAAGGAACCCAUGGACUGUUUCCCCAAGCAGUGCUAUCAGAAAUGCAGUUGCAUCGAUCGAUGCGUCGCGACCGCCAUUGGGAGAAAGUGGAUCCGCCUACGCACCGUGGUGCUCUCGGUGGUCGACACGCCGGCGUUCGAAUGGAUGAUCUUAGUUUUAAUUUUCGCAUCUUCCAUAACGCUCUGUUUCGAAGACAUUUACUUAGAUGACAAUCCUUUUUUGAAGAAAAUACUCUAUUGGACCAAUCUUGGCUUCUGUGCCCUUUUCAGUAUCGAGAUGCUACUCAAGUGGCUGGCCCUCGGCUUCUGCAAGUACUUCACCAGCUUCUGGACGAUCCUGGACUUUAUAAUCGUCUUCGUGUCGACCUUUAGUCUAUUGAUAGAGGAGAAUGAGAACUUAAAAGUGUUAAGGUCGCUGAGGACCCUGCGUGCUCUGAGGCCGCUGCGUGCGAUCUCCCGGUGGCAAGGCAUGAGGAUCGUAGUGAACGCGUUGAUGUAUGCGAUACCCAGUAUAUUCAACGUGCUCCUCGUCUGUCUCGUGUUCUGGCUGAUAUUUUCUAUAAUGGGUGUGCAAUUUUUCGGCGGGAAAUUUUUCAAGUGCAUCGACGAAUACGGCGAGUUGUUGGACGUGUCGAUCGUAAACACGAGAGACGAUUGCUUGAGGAAAAAUUACUCCUGGGAGAACAGUAAGAUCACUUUCGAUCACGUCGGGAUAGCUUACCUGGCUCUGUUCCAAGUGGCCACUUUCGAGGGCUGGAUGGAGGUGAUGCAGGACGCGGUGGACGCUAGGGGCGUCGACUUGCAGCCCCAGAGAGAAGCGAACAUUUAUGCGUAUUUCUACUUUGUGAUAUUCAUUGUCUGCGGCUCGUUUUUUACACUGAACCUCUUUAUCGGAGUAAUUAUAGACAACUUUAAUAUGUUGAAGAAAAAGUACGAAGGUGGAGUGUUAGAAAUGUUUUUGACCGAAAGUCAAAAGCACUACUACACUGCCAUGAAAAAGCUCGGCCGUAAAAAGCCGCAAAAGGUGAUAAAGCGUCCGAUGAAUCAGAUCCUCGCAAUGUUUUACGACCUGUCGAACUCGCGCAGAUUCGAAAUAGCAAUUUUCAUUUUGAUAUUCCUGAAUAUGCUGACGAUGGGGAUCGAGCAUUACGAUCAGCCGCAUCCGAUCUUCUUCGUCCUCGAAGUGUCCAACGCGUUUUUCACGACGGUUUUCGGCUUAGAGGCGAUCGUCAAGAUCAUAGGACUCCGUUACCAUUAUUUCACGGUCCCGUGGAACCUGUUCGACUUCCUGCUGGUACUCGCCUCGAUCCUCGGGAUUCUAAUGGAGGAUAUCAUGGUAGACUUCCCGGUGUCCCCGACGCUCCUGCGAGUAGUCAGAGUGUUCAGAAUCGGUCGAAUCUUAAGGCUCAUCAAAGCUGCGAAGGGAAUUCGCAAGCUGCUCUUCGCUCUGGUGGUCAGUCUUCCGGCGCUGUUCAACAUUGGCGCGUUGCUGGCCUUGAUUACCUUCAUUUACGCGAUCAUUGGCAUGUCGGUUUUCGGGCAUGUUAGGAAACAGGGGGCUCUUGACGACAUGGUAAACUUCGAGACUUUCGGUAGAAGCAUGCAAUUAUUAUUUCGGUUAAUGACGUCUGCCGGUUGGAACGACGUGCUGGAGUCUCUGAUGGUACAGCCGCCGGAGUGCGAUCCAACCCCUACCAGUCGCCAACUGAACGGAAACUGCGGAUACCCUCUUCUGGCGAUAACCUAUUUCACCUCGUUUAUCAUAAUCAGUUACAUGAUCGUCAUCAACAUGUACAUCGCUAUUAUCCUCGAGAACUUCAAUCAGGCCCAUCAGGAAGAAGAGAUCGGCAUCGUCGAAGACGAUCUAGAGAUGUUCUACAUCCGGUGGUCCAAGUAUGAUCCGCAUGCUACGCAAUUCAUCAACUUCUCGCAGCUGAGCGACUUCAUAGCCAGUCUAGACCCGCCGUUAGGGAUAUCGAAGCCGAACAUGGUCGCGUUGGUCAGCUUCAAUCUUCCUAUCGCGAAGGGCAACAAGAUUCAUUGUCUGGACAUUCUGCACGCACUUGUCAAGCACGUUCUCGGGCACGUGGAGGAGUCUGAUGACUUUCGUAAGCUGCAGGAGCAAAUGGACAUCAAGUUCAAGAAGCAAUUUCCCACUCGCAAAGAGCUGGAAAUUGUUUCUUCGACAAGAAUGUGGAAACGACAGGACAAAGCGGCCAGAUUGAUUCAACGCACCAUUAGAGAGUUCAUAGCAGCGAAGAAGGAACGCGAGAGAAUGGCCCAGGAAGUGGACUCGCAGACGCAAACGUCGAGCCCCGGUGUUGGGAAUGAGGGUAGGGGCGGGGGUGGAUGGAGUGGCAAGGUAUCGGCUUUCCUACAUGUGCACAGAGGCAGCCGAGCCAGCAGCCGCAAGUCCUCGAGGGCCAGCGACGCCAGCGAUUUCAGCGAGCUUGGAGCCGCUUCGGCGUGGCUCUUUCCGAAUUUGCCUCUGCUGUUGCUCUCCGGCGCCACCGGUACUCAUGAGGACUUGCCUCCUCCCGCUCUGACCGUAUCCCGUCCCUCGCCGACCACCGAACAACAAUCGUUUGCUGGGGCCUCCGCUGCUAGCCCUACAUCCUCCGAUCUACACACCAGCAGAUCAUUCGGUGGUCCAACCCUCGGUCGGCAGGACGCUGUCGAGAGUUACCCCGACGAGGAAGUACCAAGUCUUCCUGCGAAGCGCAGAUCGCUCCCACCGAGCGCGACGACGCUCUCCCUAAACACGUUGCACCGUGACAUCAAAGAAGCAUUUAGCAGACGUUGCGGUAGCCUUCGAAAGAAACAUCAACCAGCUCCCGAACCAGUUCCGCUGCCAAUCGAAUCGACCGACGUAAGCAUACUCGUCACGGAACCCAGUCCAGAGAACUCAGCGCCGCCGACGAGGCCGGCACUCCUUAGACGACAAUCCGCCGCCACGGUCGUUCACGUCCUCGUCCACAGGGAGAGCGAGGAGUACCGAGACACCCAGCCCGACGAUACUACCAGUUGAUCUUAAAUCGUUACGCCCGACAUCCUUCCGAAAUCAUUUUUAACGAGAGGCUGGCCCGAGAGCCACUAGUUUUGUUAUAAUAUCACCUCAAGAGGAAACCCCGACGCUUUUCCGGUUGCUUCUCCUCUCCCCUUUUCUUUGGCACCAUUCUUCUUUGCUGACGGUUGCUUCGAUGCUUCCGUGGUCUCAUAAAAACAGAAAUUCUCUGGGCAACUUGUUUCCUAUUGGCCGGUUACUCGGUUUUUGUAACUAGGGAGGGUGCUAUGUUUCCACAUAGCUAGGGAAAAUUGUAAAUACAACGUACUAGGUUAUAACCAAUGGACGGGAUGAAUUCAUUCCGAAAAUUUCCAUUGGUUCGAAGUUUGUGCGCGGUCCUGAUAACUUAGUUGCAAAACGAUAGGCAGCAAAAAAAGUUAAUUAUUAUUGUUAUUAAUAGCUAAAUAUUUUUAGGGUUGUGACAAAUGUCUAUUAAGAAAGAAAGAAGAAUGAGUAUACCCGGGUAGCAUAGGGUUUUUGCUGUUCCUCGUUUUGCAAGUUACUGGGAGCGAGAAGACUUAGCAUGAAAUUUUUCGAAAAUUGCCCGUUCUGAAUGCCAUAAGGGUUUUAAAAUAAGAGUUAUUCAUUUAGAUAUAAAAUAAUUUUUAGUUCAUAACUUUCUGCCACCUUUAGAGUAGUUCCAUAACUUCUCAUAUUUGAGAUUUGGAUUUUUUUUAUUAGAUCACGUGAAUCAUCGUUAUUCAAAGAUUUUACUAUCUAAUCAUACCAUUUUUCAGAAAGUUCUGUCGUUUCUUGUAUUCUUAUUUAAUUCGUAAUACAAACAGCGUUUUCACUUAUUCUUUUAAAUUACUAAGCAAGUUUGAAUUGUGCGCACAGCGAAUUGUGCGCGCGACGUCUGCGCGAGAAUCGACGCGGUUUAAUGGCGCCAAUUUCAAAUUUAAAUUUUGAUACAUGAAAUCUUUGAUUUUAUUAUAAAAACAUAGAUAGCAAAGCUUUCUGAACAAAUACAUCAACAUUUAUCUACACACAUAUUACAAAUUGCACACACGGUUGAUUCAUAAUUACUGUUAUAUAAUCACUUUUUUCUCAUCAUUCUAAUGUUAUUAUUGUCAAUUUUAAAUAUUAUUAAAAUUUAAAAUGGAA